Molecule: messenger RNA, 2221 nt
Organism: Elgaria multicarinata webbii
Lineage: Eukaryota; Metazoa; Chordata; Lepidosauria; Squamata; Anguidae
Gene: KPNA2
Product: karyopherin subunit alpha 2
Exons: 11
Coding region: 128-1717 (529 amino acids)
Biological process (GO): NLS-bearing protein import into nucleus
Cellular component (GO): nucleus; cytoplasm
Molecular function (GO): protein binding; nuclear import signal receptor activity
Source: RefSeq, a predicted model, not a curated record
CAGCAGACACAACGUGUUUGGGCGCUGGCUGCGUUGAGUGGUUUGGUCAGUUUGCUGUCUGGAGCUGGAGAGACGGGAAGAGGCGGCAGUUGCUCUUAUUUGAAAACUUUUCUACAUCAAGAUAAAAAUGUCUACCAAUGAAAAUGCCGCUGGAGCAGCCGCCCGUCUGAACAGAUUCAAGAAUAAGGGAAAGGAUUCCAGUGAAAUGAGGCGGCGACGGAUGGAAGUCAAUGUGGAACUGAGGAAAGCCAAAAAAGAUGAUCAGAUGCUUAAAAGAAGAAAUGUUGGCACUUUCCCUGAUGAUGCCACUUCCCCUCUGCAGGAAAACAACCGGAGCAAUCAGGCCACUGUCCACUGGUCUGUUGAAGACAUUGUUAAAGGCAUCAACAGCAAUAAUUUGGAAGUUCAGCUGCAAGCUACACAGGCAGCCAGGAAACUGCUAUCCCGAGAAAAGCAGCCCCCUAUAGACCAGAUAAUCAGAGCAGGCUUGAUAUCAAAGUUUGUGUCCUUCUUGGGAAAUACAGAUUGCAGCCCUAUUCAAUUUGAAUCUGCUUGGGCACUGACCAACAUUGCAUCUGGCACAUCAGAACAGACAAAAGCUGUAGUAGAGGGUGGAGCAAUCCCUGCUUUUAUUUGUUUGCUGGCUUCUCCUCAUACUCAUAUCAGUGAGCAAGCUGUGUGGGCUUUAGGAAAUAUUGCAGGUGAUGGUUCAGCCUACAGAGACUUAGUUAUUAAGUAUGGUGCACUUGACCCACUUCUGGCUCUGCUUGCUGUUCCUGAUCUAUCUUCUAUAGCUGUUGGCUACUUGCGCAAUGUAACCUGGACCCUGUCAAAUCUCUGUCGUAACAAGAACCCUGCACCACCCAUAGAAGCCAUUGAGCAGAUCCUUCCUACGUUAGUUCGCCUACUGCACCACCAUGAUCAUGAGGUUUUGGCAGACACCUGCUGGGCCAUUUCUUACUUGACUGAUGGCUCAAAUGACAGGAUUGAAGUAGUAGUAAAAACUGGGUUGGUGUCUCAGCUAGUGAAGCUUCUGGGCUGUGGAGAAAUUCCAAUAAUGACUCCUUCAUUAAGGGCCAUAGGAAACAUUGUAACUGGGACUGAUGAACAAACUCAGAUUGUAAUAGACUCCGGAGCACUUGCUGUUUUUCCAGGCCUGCUUAUUCACCACAAAAACAACAUCCAAAAAGAAGCUGCAUGGACCAUGUCUAACAUUACUGCUGGCCGGCAGGACCAGAUCCAGAAGGUUGUGGACCAUGGGCUUAUCCCAUAUCUUGUUGGUAUCUUGAAAAAGGGAGACUUCAAAUCUCAAAAAGAAGCUGUAUGGGCUGUGACCAACUUCACAAGCGGUGGCACAAUUAGCCAGAUCAUAUACCUUGUUCAGACUGGUGUGUUGGAACCAUUGUUGAACCUGCUGAUGGUUAAAGACAGCAAGACCGUCCUAGUAAUUCUGGAUGCCAUUAGUAACAUCUUUAUGGCGGCUGACAAAAUAGGUGAGACUGAAAAGCUUUGCAUUGUCAUUGAAGAGUGUGGCGGCUUAGAUAAAAUUGAAGCUCUACAAUCCCAUGAAAAUGAACAGGUGUACAAGGCAGCUGCAAAUCUGAUUGAGAAAUAUUUCUCAGCGGAGGAAGAAGAAGAUGUGAAUGUUGUUCCAGAAUCAAGUGCUGAUGCAUACACUUUCCAGAUUCAAGACAGUAGUGAUGGCUUCAACUUCUAGAUCUUUUAUAUGUCACAACAUCCAAGUUCUGAUCUGUCUUGUCUGUCUGCUCUCUCUUUUAUACUGCCUUUUUUUUCUUUGUGAAAUAUGAAGUAGCACUUUGUUGCAACUGAAACUACUUGAACAGUUCACAGGCUGGGUUCAUGCCCUGUGAACUAGCUGUCUUCCUUUUCCUGUGUUUCAUUUUGGGUUUUUUUUGUAUACCUGUAAAUUCUUCAGUUCUGUAUCUCUGAACAAGCCUUCAGUGAUGGAUUUACCUAGAUUUUGGCUGUCAAUUCUAUAUUGGAAAGAAUGAAACAGCAUAGGGGACAUAGAUCUCCUGAUAACUGCCUGCUGAACAUUCACAUUGGCUUGCAGAACUUGAAGCUGUGUAGUCACAUCCUGGCAAAAUGGCCUCCAAAGGAGUUCCUGCCACCGAAAGCUAACUCUGCUUUCAAGAUAAAUCCCUCAAAAUGAUUUUAAAGAGUACUUGUUGAAAUGUAAUAAACUGGUAUCUGAACAUAA